AUGGCUACGGGCCCCGCCUCCCUACCCGUCGUGAACGAGCCGACGGUUCGACGCGGCCUCAUCCUAACCGCAGGCGGGAUCGAUGUGGAGGAGUUCGAAGACCAGUUGAAUGCGCUUAGCGAGGCGCCGAAGGCGGAGCUCGAUGAGACGAUGAUGAACGCGGGCAUUGUUUGGAUGAAGAAGCAGCUUCGCGCCGAGUACGCGACGACCCAGCGGGUUGUGACCGAGCACGAGCAGGAGGUGCUUAGCCUCAUCGACCUGCGUCUAGACAUGAUCACGAGUUUCGAUCAUCUGGGCGACCUAGUGAUGCUCGGGAGAACGAGCCCUGGCCUGGGUUUGCUUCCGUCGUUCAUGCUCAAACUGUUUUGGAAAAUGAUGGAUGAGGCGGCGGAGGGAGUAGGAGUGGGAGGGGGUGCCGGACAUGAGGGAGGAGGCGAGGGGGCGCCACGCGUCGUGGUUGAGUACAGCUACGAGGAGGAGGAGGAGAUCGAGGAGGAUACAUCGAGACAAGCUCAGCACGGGGUGAGCGGCCCGGGCGGCAAUGCGGACGAGCAGGAGGGCUCGAGCUCGGAAUCGAGCUCCAGCUCGAGCUCGAGUGAUGAGUCGAUUGAGCACGACGGCGAGGGUUUAGGGUUACAUCCAGGUUGGACGGAGCGUACGGAGAAGCGCGGAGUGGCGCUCCGGGAGCGGGUGGACGAGCAGCAGGCGACGGGGGACGAUUGGGAUGUCGAAGAGCAGGAGGGCGGAGCGGCUGGGCAGGAUUUUGGGACGGGAGUGCAGCAGCAGGAGGGCGGGGCGGCUGCGCAGGAGGGUGAGGUCGGAGGGCAGCAGCAGGAGGGCGUGGUGGCUGCGCAGGAGGGUGGAGCGGGAGGGCAGGAGCAGGAGGGCGGGGAGGCUGCGCAGGAGCGACUCGUCGCAGUAAGAAGGAAACACCGCACGGCCAGUGGCAGCGGACAGGCGGGCCCUUCGACGGCAGGCCGUUCGACGUCGGCCAUUGCAUCCGAGGGCCAGGUCGUCGAGCUACUGCAGAGGGUCGCUGAGGUCGAGGCGUCGCAGAAGAAGCUCGUCGCCGACGUAUUUGCGAAGCACAGUGAGCAAGCCGUUGUUUUCAACAAGCUUGCUGGGGAUUUUCGGACGGCCUGGAAUAUGAUUUCGGAGUCGUCGAAGAGCACGCUGAAGCAGUGCGGCGAUGCCGUAAACGGUGUCACGGAGGAGAGGAAGCUGUUGGAAGGGGCACGCUCGAAGCUCGACGAGAUGAGCGGGAAAAUCAUCGAGGGGGUGGCAGCCGCUAUCACAAAAGCGAGCGAGGACGCCGUCGAGAAGCAGCUCAAGCUUGUCGAGGAGCGGCUGGUUGCUUCGGUCGUGAAGGGUAUUGAGAAAGUCGUCAAGGAGGACUUGUUCUACUCCACCCUCCCGCCCGAGAGCAUGAAGGAGCUGAAGGACGUUGUGAGAGAAAGCUACCAAGAAGCUAAAGCUGGCAGAUUGGAAGUCCUCACCGAAGCGAUGGCGAGAGGGUUUCGGGGCUCGGCGGGCCCGUCGACGAGGUCGCGUCAGGAGGAGGGGGUGGCUGGUGUUCGCAGCGGGGUUGAGCGUCGAGUUCAUGAGCGCUCGGUUCCUCCUUCUUCUUCGGUGGGAGGACAUGUCGGCAGCCCGGUAGCAUCCCCACCGUCGCGUGCCCGUCAGACCGUCGGCAAGUCCGUCAAGGACAAGGAUGUCAUCGUACUCGACCGAUCGCCCCGUCAGCAGACCUCUGAAGCGGCACCGAAGCCUCCGCCUGAUGCUUUUGCUCCGCUCCGGGACAUGCUGCAGGGCCUCGGGAAAAAGGGUGGGAAAGGAGUGGUUGCGGGGGAGAAAAGUGGUGCCCCAAUCGGCCAGGUCGCCUCAGCCGGGAAAGGAGCCGUGGAAAAGCGAGGUGCCCCUACCCCGUCCGGCGGCGCUGCGGGGAAAGGAGCGGGGGAGAAACGGGGUGCUCCCAGCCAGGUCGCCGUCGCUGCUGGGUUGCUGUCGAAGACAAAGGCCGACUCCGCUGCGCAGCUCGGCAUUGCUGGCUGA
Molecule: messenger RNA, 2052 nt
Organism: Closterium sp. Naga37s-1
Lineage: Eukaryota; Viridiplantae; Streptophyta; Zygnematophyceae; Desmidiales; Closteriaceae
Source: the annotation of a GenBank genome assembly